CUUGGUGCUAUUCGCAGGAAUGCAUUGUUCCUGAAAAGAUUUUAGUCUUUUGAUGGAUUCUUUAAGACGUUUUGCCUUUUAAUCUAAAGAAAAUUAGUCCAAAAUUUUAAGUGAACGUUUCGAGAUGUGCAUUUAGAAUGCUAGCGAUUCCAGAAGAGCCUAGUGAAAUGAGAUUGUGGGGCAGCCCCCCUCCUUUCAGCAGGGACUCUCUAUUUGAUGACUUUUCACCAUCCUUUUUGGAAUAUGAUGUUGCUGCUGAGGUUGAAUGUGGCCAAGGAUUUGACAGGGAGGAUGAAUUAAUGAAUUGCUGGUACAGCGAGUCAACUUCAGCUGCGUCUUCAGUGGAUUCCUCCGAAUAUAACUCAGAUAAUGAAAUUAUUGACAUAGAGUCAGAAGGUGCAAAGAUGGCUUCUUUUUCGGGUUCAUAUUUAGAUAUCAGUGAAUUAGAGAGGAAAUGUAAAGAAUUAAAAGCUCUAGAAAGCAGCUCCCACAGUUGGAGUAGACAUUGCAGCAGAAAAAGGAAUCAACAGAAAACUGAAAGGAGUAAAAGCUCUACGUUAGUGGAUGAUUUAUUACAGAUAAGCAAAAAGGAAGCAGAAAAGAAUUCGAGUUCAACUUCAAGUAAAUCCUUGUGUCCAUGCCAAAAGAUAAAGAAUUCCAUGGAGUUUGGUUUGAGUUGGAACAAAAUGUCAUCAGAUAAUCAAGUUGAGGCAGUUGAAUUGCUGACAAGAGUUGCUUCAAUGACCAUGGGACUAAGAGAACAAAUGGACAUCAUUAAGAUAAUAAAUCCGGAGGCAACUGUCCUUCCAACAGACACAGAAUUUGAAAUAGAUAUUGAGUCGUUCAAUGAAGCUAAAUUUGAAAGAAUACACAGAUACAUAAAGGACCAUCUCUCUAGAGAUUCUUGUCCUCUGUGCUCAGAAUCAACGUCAGAAACAUGCAGACAGAAUUCAAAUUUCACCCAUAGGAAGCAUUCAAAGAGAAAACCUAGGGGAACUCUAAGUAUGAAAAGAAUUUCAAGAAAAUCCUCCAAACAUAAAGGCUUGUUGAAACGAGUUCACAGACAAAUGUUAAAAGAACAGAAAAGUGGUCUCUUUCAGAAUGAGGAGGUAAUUUCACUAAGCUCAAGGAACAAAGAUGAAGCUAAUGAUGUUGAAGUUGACAUCCUUUGCUAAUAUUUGUUUUUUCAAAUAGCAAUAAACUUGAGUGAAAAUUUUUGGCA
Messenger RNA from Pocillopora damicornis (cauliflower coral), 1222 nucleotides. RefSeq lists its product as uncharacterized. NCBI's taxonomy places the organism in Eukaryota, Metazoa, Cnidaria, Anthozoa, Scleractinia, Pocilloporidae. The record is from RefSeq and is a predicted model, not a curated record.